Diplodia corticola is the source of this 2046-nucleotide messenger RNA. Its product is annotated as purine biosynthesis protein purh. Bases 1 to 2046 code for a protein of 681 amino acids. Lineage: Eukaryota; Fungi; Ascomycota; Dothideomycetes; Botryosphaeriales; Botryosphaeriaceae. The transcript has 5 exons. The record is from RefSeq and is a predicted model, not a curated record.
AUGCCGCAGAUGUUCUCAUUGGACGAGAUGCGCGACCUCGCGCUCGCCUUCCCGGACGCCAGUAGCCGUGCGUUUUCCGAGAGCGAUCAGGAGGUCCGCCUCGUCCCUAGUCUUUCUGGAGACGGCUUCAUUAGGUCAGACGUCCUUUUACAGAAGCUGAACGAGCACAUCGAGGCCGAGGGCCAGGGCCGUCUUCCGUUAUCUCGCCUCGCCGCUGAUUUCGACAUUUCCAAAGAGGAGCUCUCCGCCCUGGUGAGAGAUCCUGAAGCAGAGCUUCUUCUGAGCACGGACGGCCAGAAUGCCAUCUCCAAGCAUGAAGCAGAGCGCCUGCAGGAUGACCUCAAGGAGCUGGUUCAGGGCCGGGUAGUGUAUGCUGCCGGAGUCGCCAUAGCCAACAACCUCGCGCUUGAGAGCAUCAACAAGCUCAUUGCUAUGAACCGAUAUGGUGCCAAGGGCGAGGAUGGGGACGGGCCGCGCCUUGCACUCUACCCCCAGACCAGCGAUCCUAGAGAGGUCCGCAAGUCCAUCAUCUUCUCGCCUCCUUAUCUCGAUGGACUCAUCGCAGACGCUCAAGAAGCCUUUGACGCUGCUCAGCAAUCGGGCGUCCCCGAAAGCAUUCCGGCAGAUGGCGUCUUGCCAACUGCCUUCCUUCAGCUCAUUGUCGAUAGGCUUGGGUCUGACUUUCAGGGCCGGAUGUCCGUCGGCGAAGGCACCGUGGAUUUCACGCCAACGAGCUACCUCGAACGCGCGCGCGAUGAGAAGAUCGACGAGCUUCUCGAUGGCACAACGCCUUCCUGUCCCCUCCAGUGGCUUGUUGAUCUUUUGCCAGAGCAGUACCCGGACAUCAGCGCCGCGGAGAGGUAUGUCAACACGCAACACCCAGAGGACAUUCUCAUCUUCUUCGACACCGCCGUCUCCAAGGCAUGGCACGACAAAGCCACCGCAGAUCUCCUGCAAACACUGGCGGACAAGUCCGUCGUCAACAUCAGCGAUCCCUUCCAAGACCUCUCCCCCGACGCUUCGCAUUCUGCUGCCGCCAAAGCGCUUGUCGACAUCCUCGCCAUCGUCCGGUCGGAAGACGAGUGCUCCGUCGUCUCUGAAGGCACCUUCCCCUACCUCAUCCGCAUGGACCUCUUCCUCACCAUUCAAGCCGCCUUCAAAGAGCGCGUGCGCGCCCAUGUCGAACAUCUCUGGUCCAACUCGCACCAGCUGCCGGACGCGGAGCUGACGAGCGGGCUGGGCGACCUGCCCACCAUCCUCGCACCCGCAAUGGACGAGCUGCAGCUGCCGCCGCCGCUCCUCCCCAUCCUCCUGCGAUGCUCGUGCGACGGCGGCGCCAAGGCCGUCUUCAACGCCACGCUGGCCCGCCUCGAGGCCGACGCUGACGCCGCGCUCGCCGCCUUCUGGCUGGAUCGCGUCGCCGCCCGCUUCGAGCUGCACGCCGCGGCCACCACCGAGACGGCCAUGGCGGAUGCCAAGGUCCGCGCCCAGCUUCUCGACCUGUUGCGCGAGUACGUCGUCAAAGAACUCGUCCCGGACGCCGCGGCCCGCGCCGAAGCGAAGGGUCUGGUGCGCAGCGCGCGCGCGCGACGCAACGUCAAGAAGCUGCUCGCCGUCCUCAAAGAGCAAUCCCCCCCGCAGAGCGGCGAGCAAGGAGUGGCGGCCGUCCGUACGUCGCUGCACAAGUUCGCCGCCAAGAUGGACGUGCCGCCCGUGGCGGACGUUGCGCAGCGCAAGGAGGCGUAUGUGCGGGACAUGGUGCGGGACAUGCAGCGCGACGGCGACGCCCCCCGGCUGUUCCUGAAGCUGACGGUCGCGCUGUGGGCGAAGCGGGCAGAUGGGGUCGUCUACGCGACGGGCAAGUUCGCGCCAAAGUUGGUCAAGCUGAUGGCGAAGGGCGCAGCAGCCGACGGUACUGUCGUUGGGCUGGACGAGGAGCAGUCGGCAAGACUCGAGGCGCUGAAGGAGGCUGUGAAAACGGGCAGUGCGGGAGAUGCGGAGAAGGCUGAGAUGAGAAGGACGGCUGCAGAGGCAUGGGGAGUGUGA